CCUCUCGGUCCCAUAUUGAACUCGAGUUGGAAGAGGCGAGUCCGGUCUCAAAAUGGAGGUAAAACCGCCGCCCGGUCGCCCCCAGCCCGACUCCGGCCGUCGCCGCCGCCGCCGGGGGGAGGAGGGCCAUGAUCCAAAGGAACCAGAGCAGUUGAGAAAACUGUUUAUUGGUGGUUUGAGCUUUGAAACUACAGAUGAUAGUUUAAGAGAACAUUUUGAAAAAUGGGGUACACUUACAGAUUGUGUGGUGAUGAGAGACCCCCAAACAAAACGUUCCAGGGGUUUUGGUUUUGUGACUUACUCUUGUGUUGAAGAGGUGGAUGCAGCAAUGUGUGCCCGACCACACAAGGUUGAUGGGCGUGUAGUGGAACCAAAGAGAGCUGUUUCUAGAGAGGAUUCUGUAAAGCCUGGUGCCCAUCUAACAGUGAAGAAAAUUUUUGUUGGUGGUAUUAAAGAAGAUACAGAAGAAUAUAAUUUGAGAGACUACUUUGAAAAGUAUGGCAAGAUUGAAACCAUAGAAGUUAUGGAAGACAGGCAGAGUGGAAAAAAGAGAGGAUUUGCUUUUGUAACUUUUGAUGAUCAUGAUACAGUUGACAAAAUUGUUGUUCAGAAAUACCACACUAUUAAUGGGCAUAAUUGUGAAGUGAAAAAAGCCCUUUCUAAACAAGAAAUGCAGUCUGCUGGAUCACAAAGAGGUCGUGGAGGUGGAUCUGGCAACUUCAUGGGUCGCGGAGGAAACUUUGGAGGUGGUGGUAACUUUGGCCGUGGUGGAAACUUCGGUGGAAGAGGAGGCUAUGGUGGCGGAGGUGGUGGCAGCAGAGGUAGUUAUGGAGGAGGUGAUGGUGGAUAUAAUGGAUUUGGAGGUGAUGGUGGCAACUAUGGUGGUGGUCCUGGAUAUAGUAGUAGAGGAGGCUAUGGUGGUGGUGGACCAGGAUAUGGAAACCAAGGAGGCGGAUAUGGAGGUGGUGGUGGAGGAUAUGAUGGUUACAAUGAAGGAGGAAAUUUUGGAGGUGGUAACUAUGGUGGUGGUGGGAACUAUAAUGAUUUUGGAAAUUAUAGUGGACAACAGCAAUCAAAUUAUGGACCCAUGAAGGGGGGCAGUUUUGGUGGAAGAAGCUCGGGCAGUCCCUAUGGUGGUGGUUAUGGAUCUGGUGGUGGAAGUGGUGGAUAUGGUAGCAGAAGGUUCUAAAAAAAAAUUCAGAAGAAAAGGGUUGAAUGAGAACCCUACUUGCCUAAAUGAGGAAUGUCUUUCCUACCAUCUUAAAUACGAAGGUUUCUGGCUGGGUAAGGUUUGUAGCUCACAGUAAAAGCUGAUGACACCAUUUGUUUCCCUACAAAAACGUAUUACAUAUUUUCAAACUAUUAGGUACAUUGGCAAAAUUAUUCCGCUGAACACUUCAAGAAGCACAUCCAACACAUUUUAAACAGUUUUAGGCCCUGCAACAACCAUGAGGAUCUUGAGUCACAUGUGGCUCCAUGUAUACGAUUCAUUCUUGGUGUCUUUAGGGUAAAGUUGAGUUUUGAUAAGAAAGGUAGUAAGUAUGACACUUGUAACAGAAGCAUUAAGCUGCCAAUCAUUCUUUGGAAAACACCUUAGAUGAACCUUCAAAAUUGUCAGGUGUUACAGAUAGAAAAAAUGGUCUUCAUUCAAGUGGCCUCAUAAAUUCUCUUGCAUAUAAAUUCAGGGAAGAAUUUGAACUAAUAGGAUACAUUUUUGGUUCUUUUUAACCAGUUAGCCAGAAGUAGUAGGGGCCUAAUUAUGCUCAUGUUCCCUUUUUAGAAGAUUUCCCAAAGAAUAACUAAAAUAAUACUCAGUUACUUUUAGUAUCCGUUGGUGAUCAUUCAUAAGGGCUAUUGCUGCCCUGAAAAGGGCCUAUUAAAAAUUGAGAUUUGAGGGGUACCUGGCUGCCUCCGUUGGUAGAGCAUGCAACUCUUGCUUGGGUUUAUGAGUUCAAGCACCACAUUGGGCAAACACUUGGACAGGCUUAAAACAGUGUCUAAAUGAUAAAGUUCAUUCGAUAGAUUUAGUUUGCCAGAGUUUAUUCUCAGAAAAUGGUUGGCUCUGUUUCUGUACCUAAUCAGAUUAGGACUGAAUUUCUAUACAGAAUGAAGUGUUGAAGGUAAUAGCCUUUUAAUUUUCUUUAUAAAAGUGGUUUUAGUGUGAAAUUAGGAAACUUUUUUAAAAGGCAUUGUUCUUUACAGUCCAUCUUAUUUCUUAAGAAAUAAAGUGAUUUUAUUUAAAUGUAGUUCCACUGUCGUUCCUGAAAAAUGUGCUCUUCAGUCAUAGCACCAGUAAAAAAAAAAAGUUCUAAGGAGGGGGAAAUGGUUGAGGCAAACUUUUCAACUGAUCUUGUCAAGCCAUCUCACAUGUUACCGCUUCCCACGCUACAUUUUUUUCAAAAAAACCUGAUACACAUUGAAAUCUUGAAGGAAAUUGGGUAAUAAUCAUUUAUUAAGGAUCUGAACAACUGAAAUAAGCUUGUCUUGAAGAGUUCCACUAUGGAAGUCACAACUUGAAACAUUUCUUAGUUAAGGACCGUAUCUCGGAGUUCCAAUAAUUGAUGUCUGAAGUAGUUGAAUAAUUCGCAAGUUAAUGCAGGGGUGAUGUAUUAAGGAUUGUUAGCCUAUAUAAUAUUCAAGAUUACUUUUAAAUUUCGAUGUUUUACCCUGAUUUUUAAGACUUAAGAGGUGGUCUGUAAUGGAUUCAAAUGUUUCAUUUGUAGUAUAAUGAAAUGUUUACAGAAAGAUAACUUUUUCAUUAAAAUAUUUUUAGAAAUGUGUGUGUUGUU
Molecule: messenger RNA, 2789 nt
Organism: Neomonachus schauinslandi (Hawaiian monk seal)
Lineage: Eukaryota; Metazoa; Chordata; Mammalia; Carnivora; Phocidae
Gene: HNRNPA3
Product: heterogeneous nuclear ribonucleoprotein A3
Exons: 11
Coding region: 53-1189 (378 amino acids)
Molecular function (GO): RNA binding
Source: RefSeq, a predicted model, not a curated record